CCACUCCUCCUGCCAUCUUUUUGUGCUACACGACAGGCUAACUGGCUAGGCGAGGGGUCUCCAUCAGAAGGAGGCGGAGAAGCCUGCAAGCAGUAGAGAGAGAGACUGAAACCUUCCCUGGAGAAUCGGGAAGCUCUUCCACACAGGAAAUAGUUAUUAGAAAGGCUGUACAAUGUCCGACUUUGACAGCAACCCGUUUGCAGACCCGGACUUCAGCAAUCCCUUUCAGGAUCCUUCGGUGACGCAGGUGACCCAGUCUGCCCCUCCUGGUGGUCUGGAGGAGUAUAACCCCUUCACAGACGCCAGAACGGCGGCACCUGGAAAUGCCCCCAAAUCUGCUCCUGCCCCAGCUCAGAACACACAACCUGCCAUCAUGAAGCCCACAGAAGAGCCGCCAGCUUACUCACAGCAACAGACUCAGGUACUGCACACAGAAACAUCACGUGCUCAGGCUGAGCUGUUGAGAAGGCAGGAGGAGUUGGAGAAGAAAGCAGCAGAGCUCGAUCGCCGGGAGAGAGAGUUACAGACCCACGGAGCAGCAGGUCGUAAGAAUAACUGGCCUCCGUUGCCAGAGAAGUUCCCAGUCGGCCCCUGUUUCUACCACGAUAUCGCAGUGGACAUUCCUGUACAGUUCCAAAAGACCGUCAAGAUCAUGUACAACCUUUGGAUGUUUCAUGCAGGCACUCUCUUUGUCAACAUGUUCGGCUGUCUGGCCUGGUUCUGUGUGGAUGCAUCUCGUGGUGUAGAUUUCGGCCUGGCCAUGCUCUGGUUUCUGCUGUUCACCCCGUGUUCUUUCGUCUGCUGGUACAGACCACUUUACGGGGCUUUUAGGAGUGACAGUUCAUUCCGCUUCUUUGUCUUCUUCUUCGUCUAUAUCUGCCAGUUUGGAGUUCAUGUUCUACAAAGUAUCGGCAUCACCGGCUGGGGAACAUGUGGUUGGAUUGCAGCUUUGACUGGUCUGAACACCAGUAUCCCAGUGGGCAUCAUCAUGUUACUGAUCGCAGCUCUGUUCACUGCACUGUCUGUGGGCUCGCUCAUUAUGUUUAAGAAGGUGCACGCACUGUAUCGCACCACCGGUGCUAGUUUCGAGAAGGCUCAGCAGGAGUUCGCUACUGGGGUCAUGUCUAACAAGACUGUUCAGACUGCAGCCGCCAACGCUGCCGCCAAUGCUGCAACCAACGCUGCUCGUGGAGCCUUCAAAGCUCAGCCAUAAACACACGCACACACACUUACACAUGCUCUGUCACACAUACAAGCUUAUAAAUACAAUAAGUUGGAGGUGCACAACUCUGGCCCUGCAGGUGAUCGUAUACAUUUAAUUCUAUUAUUGAAUGUUUCACUCAGAUCUCCCUGCACCCUUUGCUUAAAACUUGCAAAGAAUUUUUAAGAGGCAUUAAAAACAAAAGAGUUUAAUUAAAUAGGGUGACCAGAGUUGUCCUUCUUCAAUUAAAUGAAGCAUUCAGUAAAGAAAAAAAAAACCUCCUACAUCUUUCCUUUCUGCUUUUCAGUCAGAUGACUGUCUGCUCACAAACCUUGAAACAUCCACUAAGUGACUUAGUGUAUGUUAGACCUAGUGUUCUGCUCUGAGCGAGUGGGAUUUGAUCUCAAAUUAUGUUGCUCCAUUCCUCGCUUACCCUGUUCCUCUGUCACCUUGAGGUGACCCUAGGUCAGGCAGAGGUCGCAUUUUCUAGCAUACCUUGUUUUUGUCACGGUGAUGACCUCCGAACAGCCUCCUGCCUGUUUAUAAUACAGUCAUGAAAAAUGAUAAUCGAAUUAUGGUGUUUUGCACAUACUAGUUCUGUUUUCUUGGUCAAAUACUGGAAGUACGGUGAAUGUUUGAAUGGUUGGGCCUGUAUGUGAAUGUGUCACUUUUUCUAUAAUCCAGUACUUGGUCACUGAGAUCUGAAAGGUAAAUUAUACCUUGUCCCAUAUGUGUGCUUCUAUUCUGAGACAAAUUAUCAUCCUGGUAAUUUAUGAAAAAUAAGAAUAUGUUCUUAUGUGAGAACCUGCCCGCCGCCCCUACAGCGCCCCAGUGACACAUGUCAGUCAAACAAAUAUUCACUCUUUGUGUGCUUCUUUGAUCGGCAGUGUGGGCUGGGUCGGCAUCGUCGCAGCUUAUUGAGAUUUGAAAGCAUGAGAAGAACAUGCAUGAUUAGCACACUUGAGGAAGCGUCAAGUAACUCCGGCUGGUUUUGGGAGGUGGGGGGGUGGGGGGAUGUGUGUUAUUUAUUUUCCCUCUGUUUCUGUGAAAAGUGGGCUUUAAAGUUACUGCAUGUCCCAGUGGCUAUCUGAUCGAUACAGUUUUGGAUUCUUUUUGCGCAGAUGUAAUGACGACACCCUGUUCCCACCACAAACUUUUAAAGAGGCUCAGUCAGAUAUUAUGACGUCCUGGUGCGCUAAUAGGGGAGACAAAGUUAAGAUACAUUUUCAUCUUCAUCUUUUUGUGUGUGUAUGACACUAACAGACUACUGUGUUGCUCAUCUCUUUGUUGUCUUUGUAGCCCCUUACACUCGCUUACAAAUCUUAACGCUGCUAUAAAUCAUCUCAUGUUUAAAGAGACACAUACUGCACCACACAAAGGGGGAUAAGUGGCCUGAACUGGACAGCUAUAAACCUAUGAUUCUUCAAAGACGCAACUAGUCCUUUUUCAUUAUUACAUACAGAAAAUCAUCUCUGUCAGUGAGGGAUUACUGGGCUUCAGAGCUGAAAACAAACAUUAAGAUAACAGAGGACUGGACUUAAUGCACAUUCAGUGAUAUCACUAAGAUACAUGAAUUCAUACAAUAACAGUGUUAUCCAGCACGAAGCUGUACAGACUACUGUCACAGAAGUGAGUGAUGGACAUGGGUUACUUUUCUUGUUGUGCUUUAGCAUCUCAUAGCGGUGGUGAGUGUCUGAAGAUGUGCAUGAUAAGAGGACAGAUGACUGAUCCUGCUUUGUUACAAACGUAUGAUGAGCUGAACAUUAUAGUGGACUAAGUACUCCAGAGAUUGUUACACAUGUAAAAGUCACUGAUUCAUCAGCCAUAACCAUAAGCUGACAGCUUAGUUGGCAGUAUUGUUUUUGUUUGAAAUCCAUUGCACAUUUCUUGUUCUAUGUUGACCUUAGUGCAAAAGACAAAACCUUUUUAUUUAUAAUGUAAUUUAAGUUGUUUGCAUUUCAAUUUUGUUGGGUUGGAUUUAACAUUGUGUAUUAUGUUUGUGUGGUUUUGUAAAGACAUGAUCAUAGCAUCAGCUAGAUUGAAAAAGUGUUAAAUGACUAUGUACCCUGCGGGAGGAGUGCUUGUGUAGAAGAGGACGUGUGUAUGAUUGGUAUGAAAGGAAAAGGUAAAAAAGAAAUCUCCCUCAAGUGUUAUUCUAUGUCCUGAAAAGCUGUGAGAAAUCUACCAAAAUGUCCAUAUAGAUUUGUUUUUAAAUCUUGGUUUGUGAUGUGUUCCCUAGCUACGUUUAACGUUAGGAUAAUACACAACUUUCCCGUGCUACAAACACCCACUCAUUCUCCCGUACAUCUAGAGGUCGAUACCGUUUCUAAAUGAAGCCAUGCCACAGAGGGUCAUUCCUUGAUGUGUCGGGAGAGCUGGUCUGCAACCGUGUUGUGAUCUGUGACCAUGAUUUCACUGAAUCAGAGAAGAAAGUCAUUCAAAAAGGGACACUUGUAUAUUUUGUAAAGUUGAACAUUUGAUCCCCAUUAUCAAUCACAUGUAAAAAGAAAAUGUAAUGCACUCUUGUCUGGCCUUCGUUGCAUGUGAAAUAGUUUGAGUUUUGUAUAUUUAUGGUAUUAACAUGAAAUAAAAUUUGAAAGAAAUA
This is a messenger RNA of Labrus mixtus (cuckoo wrasse), 3806 nucleotides long. Its product is annotated as secretory carrier-associated membrane protein 1-like. The record is from RefSeq and is a predicted model, not a curated record. The transcript has 9 exons. Lineage: Eukaryota; Metazoa; Chordata; Actinopteri; Labriformes; Labridae. Gene Ontology annotation, cellular component: trans-Golgi network membrane; recycling endosome membrane. Gene Ontology annotation, biological process: protein transport. Bases 173 to 1213 code for a protein of 346 amino acids.